This is a messenger RNA of Trichoderma harzianum CBS 226.95, 2126 nucleotides long. RefSeq lists its product as hypothetical. The coding region runs from base 496 to 2022 and encodes 508 amino acids. The transcript has a single exon. The record is from RefSeq and is a predicted model, not a curated record. Gene Ontology annotation, molecular function: aldehyde dehydrogenase (NAD+) activity. NCBI's taxonomy places the organism in Eukaryota, Fungi, Ascomycota, Sordariomycetes, Hypocreales, Hypocreaceae.
CUACUCCGUACUCUGUAUCUUACGACUAGUUGCCGGAUGCAGGUAAAUGCUCUCAUGGCCGACAGUAGCGUGUCUUAGCAGUCGCUUCGCCCUAGACAGAGACGCUGAAGCCCCGUAUCCUCCCCACAACGGCCUGUAAUGCAAACGGCGUCCCUGACAGGUGAGACAGCGGCGAAUACAGUGUUGAUUCCGUCUCGUCUCGAAUCCAUUCAAUUGGUAAUGGCACCAACAAUGGCCGACUUGACUUGUCAUGUCCUGAGCUAGUACUCGUAGAAGAACAAUCGCCGUUGUGGCGGUGGAGUGGUCGGUACAUGUACAGUACAGUACUUGAGAAAUCUCCUGCUACCAACGGAGUUCCCCGUUCCUGUGCUGGUACCGUUUGAAGCCAAGAUCGACGUCACUGUCCAGCUCCAACUUCAACGUCAACAACACCACGAAACUUGAAGCUUCAAGGCGUCAAUCAAUCACAGCCUGUGACAUAUUAUCAAGUUCAACAUGACCUUUUCAAAAGAGAUUCACACCUUUCACUCUGGAAAACCCCAGCCGCAAUCCUCAGGGUCGCACACCUUCCAGUCUCUCGAUCCCAGCACCGCCAAACCACUGGCGACAAUCUACACCACAACACCCUCGCAGCUCAAUGACGCUGUUUCUUCUGCUCACAAGGCUUUCCCAACAUGGUCGCAGACACCCGCUCCCAAACGCGCUGCCAUCCUCCUCCGCGCUGCCGCCAUCCUGAGGGAGCGAAACGAUGCGCUCGCCCGCACGGAGAUGCUGGACACGGGCAAGGCUUGGUCCGAGACUUCGACCGUUGAUGUGGUGACUGGGGCCGAUGUCCUCGAGUACUACGCACACUUUAUUGCCAAUAGCCAGCCCGGACAGCACACUACCCUGCGGCCAGAUGCCUACGUCCUCACCAGCCACGAGCCUCUAGGAGUUUGCGCGGGCAUUGGCGCCUGGAACUACCCCAUUCAGAUUGCUCUGUGGAAGUCUGCUGCCUGUCUCGCGGCCGGAAAUUGCAUGGUCUACAAGCCAAGUGAAGUGACGCCUCUUCACGGAAACACAUUGGCCGAAAUCUACGUCGAAGCCGGUCUGCCACCUGGAGUGUUCAACGUCGUCUACGGUGACGGCGCCAGCGUGGGAGCUCCCCUCGUCGCCCACGAAGGCAUCGCCAAAGUCAGUUUCACAGGCCAGGUCAGCACAGGCAGCAAGGUAGCCAGCGAGGCUGCCAAGGGCAUGAAGGGCAUCACCAUGGAGCUUGGUGGUAAGAGCCCGCUCGUCGUCCUCCCCGAUGCCGACGUCGACGAAGCAGCCGACAUUGCCAUGGCAGCCAACUUCUUUUCCACCGGCCAAGUCUGCACAAAUGGCACCCGCGUCUUUGUCCCCGAUACACUGUUGCCACGCGUGGAAGAGGCUCUCGUCAAACGUUGUCGCGAGGGCAUUCGCAUGGGUUUGCCCCAGGACGAAACGACGAACUACGGCCCCGUCGUCAGCGCUGCUCAGCGGGACAAGGUCAACAUGUACAUCCGCCACGGCAAAGAAACCGACAAGGCCAAGGUCUUAUACGACGGUGCCGUCGACGCGCAGAAGAACAAGCCGACACCCGACGGAUACUGGGUCCCGCCAGUCAUCUUUACCAACUGUACCGACGAUAUGCGCAUCGUUCGCGAAGAAAUAUUUGGCCCCGUCAUGGCUGUCCUACCAUACAAGACACAAGGCAAAUCCCAAGAGGAGUGGCUCCCCGAGCUCAUUCGCCGCGCAAACGACACCAAGAUGGGUCUUGCAGCUGGCGUCGUUGCUACAGACCUGAGUUUGGCGCAAAAUGUUAUUCGAGAAUUGCAAGCUGGCAUUACCUGGAUCAAUACUUGGGGAGAGUCUCCGGCCGAGAUGCCUGUAGGUGGAUGGAAAAUGAGUGGCGUUGGCGUAGAAAAUGGAUUCGAAGGCAUCAUGGCGUAUAUGCGGGUCAAGAGCACCUUGGUUCAACUGGGCAAGGGGGCAACAAAGGGUCUGUUUGCCAAGCUGUAAUCUGAUCUUGGGAAUCACUUUAGAGACGGCGUCAUCACGGGCCAAGGAUGUAAAAAAUGGGAGCACAUAGCAAUACAUUAGACAAGCGAUUCUGUUACAACCCG